Pantherophis guttatus is the source of this 13606-nucleotide messenger RNA. Lineage: Eukaryota; Metazoa; Chordata; Lepidosauria; Squamata; Colubridae. The record is from RefSeq and is a predicted model, not a curated record.
AUAGACUAAUACAUAUCACCAUGUGGUAAACGCAUUCCGGGCUCCAAUUAAAAAAAAACACCUAGUUUUGCAAUAAUGUCAGAUUUAAAGUUUAAACGGACACCAAAACACCUCGAAAUGUAAUGAGAGGGGCAAAGAGUUGCUGUCCUUAAAUAUGUUUGCUGCCCAAACGUAUCUGGAGUUGCAGCAGUUCCCAUCACGUCUGGUCAGUAGCUGUGCCAGUGGGGGUGUAUGGAAUAUGGAGUCCAAAGAGCGAGGGCAAAGUUAAGUUUUGCAACGUGAAAAAGGACCCUCCAAACUCCAGUGCCAUUUCGUCUCUGUGUCACUAGAUUAUUCUCACAACAGCCUUCGUUUGCCUAGCUUGAUCACUUCAAGAUUCCAAGACUUCAUUCGACUACCUCCUUCCACCUCUCAGUGGUGUCUCUAACCUGAAGCACAGAGCUCCAGUGUUGGGUGUCUUGGGAAUGGUAACUCUGAGUUACAUACACCAGGUCGCUAUGCAGCUAAAUAAAACUCCAGAGGCAACAGUUCAGAGCCAAGAGAAAGCUUGGAGCAAGAGUUUAUGGUCAUCCUGAAAAUAGUGAUGAUGCCAAAAUGACAACAUCUCAUGACAAAGAGCCGUAGUGGUGCAGUGGCUAGUAUUGCAGUCUGACUCUGCUCACUGGCAAGAGUUCAAUCCUGACCUGCUCAAGGUUGAUUCAAUCUUCCGUCCUUCCGAGCAAUCCCCAAAACAGACAGUUUUGGUGUUGAUUUACUACUCACUAAUAAUGCUUUUCCUGGGCUCCAAGAUCACCGCAGAUGGGGACUACAGCCAAUAAAUUAAAAGAUGCUUGCUCCUGUGGAGGAAAAUUAUGGCAAAUCUAGACAGCAUACUAAAAAGCAGAGACGGCACCCUGCCAACAAAACUUCACAUCUUUAGGGGUCACCAAGCAAUGGAACUUGAUUUUGGACACUUUGACGAAAGAGAUAAGGCGUCCAGAAACAUGCGUGGCUCCCGAAUGAAUGGCCUGCCAAGUCCCACUCACAGCGCCCACUGUAGUUUCUACCGCACCAGGACCUUACAGGCGCUGAGCAAUGAGAAGAAGGCAAAGAAAGUGCGUUUCUACCGCAAUGGGGACCGUUAUUUCAAGGGGAUUGUUUAUGCUGUCUCCAGUGACCGCUUUCGAAGCUUUGAUGCCUUGCUUGCUGAUCUGACCCGUUCUCUGUCUGAUAACAUUAAUCUGCCUCAGGGAGUUCGCUACAUUUACACCAUUGAUGGCAACAGAAAGAUUGGCAGCAUGGAUGAACUGGAAGAAGGAGAAAGCUAUGUAUGUUCAUCAGACAACUUCUUUAAGAAAGUGGAAUAUACCAAGAAUGUCAACCCAAACUGGUCAGUCAAUGUGAAAACCUCUGCCAACAUGAAAGCUCCUCAGUCCCUGGCCAGUAGCAACAGUGCCCAGGCGAAGGAGAACAAGGAUUUUGUGCGUCCCAAGUUGGUGACCAUCAUCCGGAGUGGAGUGAAGCCAAGAAAGGCGGUGCGUGUGCUCCUGAAUAAGAAAACAGCCCAUUCUUUUGAGCAGGUGCUCACUGACAUUACCGAAGCCAUAAAGCUGGAAACAGGAGUUGUUAAAAAACUGUAUACUCUGGAUGGCAAGCAGGUAACUUGCCUUCAUGAUUUCUUUGGCGAUGAUGAUGUAUUUAUCGCUUGUGGCCCAGAAAAAUUCCGCUAUGCCCAGGAUGACUUUUCUCUGGAUGAAAAUGAGUGUCGAGUAAUGAAAGCAAACCCACCUACCACCCCAGGCAGCAAGUCAUCUCCAACCCCACAGAAGAGCUCAGCAAAAAGCCCAGCCCCAUUGCGCCGGAGCAAAUCCCCAGCUGAUUCAGGUAACCUUCAGGAUGCAAAUGGAACAUCAAGCAGCCAGCUUUCCACACCGAAAUCAAAGCAGUCCCCAAUCUCUACACCUACUAGUCCAGGAAGUCUCCGUAAGCACAAGGACCUGUACCUGCCUCUAUCCUUGGAUGACUCUGAUUCUCUUGGAGACUCCAUGUAAAGGAAACCCAGUUCCCCGUCUCUGUAGUACACGCUCUGUUUUAAAUGCAGAGCAGUACUUCUGCCCAACGGAGCAGAGAGGUCACUGGUGCUCACAAUCAAUCCAAGGACACAAAACUUAUAGUUAUGCUUUCUUUGCUUUUUUGUUUUCCUCUUAUGAGUUCUCUUCUGUGUUACAAAACCAACACUAGCAACGGACCAGAGGUAAAGGGAUACCAACCACUUGCAGAACUUCGCCAUCCAAGUUAAAACGGUUAUUCCUGGUGGGUUUUGGAGCCAGAGAUGAAGUAGAACAUCGUGAUUUUACGACUUUCUAUUCUCUCUCUUUGUACUGGGUGCAAUGACACCAGGAUUGGCUGUCAGUGUAGGGAAAAAAAUGAUAGUCUUUUCAAAAGAUUCCAUGUCAAAAUAUUCCAUCAGCAGAUGUGGCAACACUGCCAUUAAACUUCAACUUUUCCCACCAGGAUGUUUUUCAGACAUUCAUAGUUACCAGCAACUUUACCAAAGUAGCUUUGUUCCCCUCACUCCUCCUGUGUUAAAUUUAAUACUUUCCUAUUAACUGUACUUGAUUUAUGUUCACAGCCACCAAGGGCUAAAUCCAUGAUGGUAAUAAGGUCAAUAUAUCACAGCAAGUCCCAAAAAUAAAUGAGCAAAAAGCUAUUUAUGGUAGUUUUGCUGCAGGACCUUUAAGGCCAGGAUCUUUUCACUGCAGUGGAUUUUUUAAAGGCAAUAAUAAAAAAAAAAGAUUUGGUUGAUAUGAAGUUACUGGAAGUGCUGCGUGGUAUCUCUUGAUCUCUGAAAGAUUCUUAAUGCCUUGCAAACAGCCAACACUGAAAACACUGUGAAGGUUUUGUUUUCAGGUUUCUAACACUUCUCUGUUCCUACAACUACUGCGAUUGCUGUUAAGAUGAAAUCAGUACAAUUUUAUAAUGGAAAAAUGACUUUACCUAGGUUGUAGAGAAGCAAUUCUUCAAGUUCUUUCUUUCUUUCUUUCUUUCUUUCUUUCUUUCUUUCUUUCUUUCUUUCUUUCUUUCUUUCUUUUUUUAAAAAAGUAAAAACUGGUGACUUGAUUUUGCUUAAAAAAUAGAAAAACAAAAGUAUAGAAAAAUGUUCUGCGCAGUGAAACGUUUUUGAAGUUGCGGCCAAAUUUAGCAUCUGAAAUAGGAAAAAAAACAGGGCUGGCAUCAUGAUUGGGUGCUUUGGGGAGGUGGGCUGUUACCAUUCAGUGAGUAUUUUGAAGGGGUUUAUAACAUUAGGGGCCUCUGGGAGAAUAAAGAAGUCAAAAUGUCUGCUCUCCCCCAUAUCAUUGGAUUGGAGCCCUGACUUGCCUUUUAUGUGUGUUGGAGCUUCAAAACAGCUUCAAAACAGCUUGGGUUUUGGGGCACCAUGUUGAUUUUUUUGCCUCCAGCCCCACCCCACCCGCUGUGCAACAUGCUGGAUUUAUCUUGCCAUUUUCGGCAUGUUCAAGAAUCCCAAUUAAGGCCAGGAGACUACUUUUGAGUCCUCUUUUCUAUGAAAACAGCCCAUUAGAACAGAAUGCAAAGCAUAAGCAAGCUUUUCCCUUUUUCGUAAUUGUAAAUGCAAUGUUUGAUACAGGGCUGACCAUUUUCCCUAUGCCUUUUUAUCAGUGCUGGAUAAUGUGUACCGCCUUGUUCCUGAUUCAUCAAAAUAAGUGCUUUGAUUUUUUUUUUUAAUUCUCGGAUCUUUCCAUAUGAGGUGCUCUACUUUUUUGGGGUGGCAACCCCUUUUUGAAUUUAGAAUGUGUAUGAUGAGAGUUUGUUCUUUCAUUUCGAUUGGAAAAGCUGCUUUGGGCCACUUGCAUGAAAUGGAAAGGUGAGCUGAACAGGCAUGAUUUUAAAUGCUUUCACGUGGCUACUUAGCUCACUUCUUUUCUCACCUGGGGGUGGGGGGAUUUCCCAUUUCUUAAAAUGGGAAAGAUCAUUGCACCACUAGCAAGUUUUGAGUUAUGGUGAUGAUGUGAGUGAGCUGAGUGUUAGGAUGUUAUCGUUGCAGAGAAGGUGUCAGAUGAUGGAGUGGCCUAUAGUUAACCACAAUCCUGCACCACAAAGACAAGUAAGACUGAACCCAUUGCUAGCCAAAGCAGUGUCUAAAAUUCCCUAUUCCCCAAUGUUGUCGUUUGGUCUGAUGCAUCCACUAAACAUUGGUUCAGGAGAACCAUUUUCCUUGUAGGAUCACAGUCAGAUCGCCAUGGGGAAGGCUGACUUUGAGGACAAAGCACAGAAAAAGAUCUACAGGAGAAUUUCCCAUGGUGUGUUUGACCCCCUAGCAGAUCUAGUGUAUAAAUUGGAGCAGGUCUCUUAAUUUCUUGGUGCCUCAAUUUACCUUAUCUGUCAAAAUAGGGACAGGAAUACUUCUCUACCUCAUGGGAAGGGUGGUUGGGUUGGCAGGUGAGUCAUUUUGUUAAUGCCGUAAAAGACAUAUUUGGUGGAAAAGUACUUAUAGCUUGGGAAGGGAUGGAAUUUGUUGAGUUCAGGGAAGGUUUCCUGGGUGGCCUGAAAGAUCUUCUUUCUACAGACAGCCAAGCAGCCCUGACCACCACAACUAAUCAAUGCACACACUGUGAGCUUUGACUGUUGUCAACACCAGAAACAGGAACUGAUCUCUCCCUCCCAGAUCUGGCAAUAGUGACUCUGUCCCUCCUGAGAUUCUGAAUCAUGGUUACAAAGGUGACCUCCAUUGUUAAUUGCUUACAGGAAUACUUGUCAACUUGGAGAUAAGCUUUGUUUGCCAUGCAUUCACUUUGCUCCAGUUUUGAUCUUCUGCUCUCUCUUCUCUUCCUCUUGAAGGGUUGUUCUUAUUUUGCCAGUUGAGUGUGAUCAGAGGAGCUAUACUUCUGGAAACUGAAAUUGAAUGAUCCUUUUCUGCUAAAGGUGAUGAUGCUUCUUGACAACACUGCCUUUUUGGUCAAGAGUCUAAAAAUCUUGAUGCCUUCAACCCGAUCUUUCCUGGUUUAAUAGAAAAGAAGCAAUGAUCUCCAUCAAAACUGAGCCAUGGAGAACAGACCCUCUCCCUCCCUCUUUCUCUCUCUUACACACCUACACAAACACAUACCCAUGCAAAAUACAUCUAUAGAUGGUUGAUCUAUUUGAUUGCUAUUCUUAGGCAAUGCCCUAGCAUUAAGCCUAUCCUUGGUAGUAGUACUGUAGAGUCUUUUGAAUGUUAACUUUACUCUUUCUUGAUUGCACAGAGAGGACAAAUGUAGGCUGUUUCUAUCUGCCAAUGGAAACUCUGAAGUAGCAUUGUCCUUUGUAUAAAAUGCUGGGAACACAUAUUAAGGGAGAAGCCACCAUAUUUAUCUCCAGCUUGUAAGCCCUUGAGAAGCUCAUAGAUAGAAUGAUAAACUAGAUCUGUUUUCCCCAGCUGAUUUACUUCAGACUUCCAAUUCUCUGAAAUCCCAAAGAGAAUUUAAGUUCCUUUAGUCAUACAACCUGGACAUUUUGACAGCUGGAAACUGGAUAGAAUUUUGGUCCAUUCCAGUAGUGAUUCUUGAUCAUGGUUUACAUGCUAUAGCUGAACAUCUUUGCAAAAAUACAGAUUUGGGCUUUCAUUUUUAUUGCACUUAAUAAUGGCAUGUCUGAAAGACUGAUAUAACAGGAAUGUUGUUGCUUGAGCUGUGCCAUGCUGUGUGUUACUUCUGAAUCCAGAAAUGGUGAGAUUCAGCUUUUGUAAGCAUUCGCCUUCAGCAUUCAGAAACCAGAGGCCUAGUCAAUGGAAAGUGAAGGUUCUUCUUUCUAGAAAAGGAAUGGGGGAGGGCAGGGGGAGCCAUUCAAAACUUGCAAAAGUGAAACAGGGUAAAGAACAAGACUCCCAGAAGAAUCUUUCAGGUAAGUGUUCUUGAACUGUAGGUAGAAAUCAGUGUCAGAUGUAAAACUGCCUAUGUAGUGGAUGUUGCAUGAUUCUUUGUACAAAAUAAAUAAAUUAAAAUGCAUGCCAAAUAGCCAUAUGUACCAUGCUAGGUGUGUUCAGCUCCAAACUCAUAAAAAAAAAAAACACUAGAGGCUAUAGUGCUUUUCUUUUACAGUCCAUUCAUUAGUGCAAAUAGAUGCCACCUAUUUUAUAUAAACUGAUUGUAUUAUGACAGACAGAAGCAGCGAAGGACUAUAACAGCAGUUUUUAAUACACAAGUUCAAAAGUUGAGUGGCACUUAAGGAGGGAAGGGCUGAGGGCCACAGUAGAUGGACCACUGUAUCACACAUGUGAGCAAGGUUGAUGGGGGAGGAGGCAGAGCGGGCAAUUAUUUAAUUUUUGUUUGGCUCUUAUAUGCCUAUUGUAGGAUUUCUACUACAGUGUUUAUUGCUUCCCCUUUCAAAAUAACAACUUUAUGUAUUCGCAGAAGGAAUUCAAGGACCACAGAAAGUUGAUGCUGUAACUUGUGACCUUGAGGUUACACCUCAUCCUGUCAGGCACAAUCAACCAGACUCACAUGAGUAGGCUUCAAACUAGCUCCUUUAUUGUUCUGUGCCUAUUCCACAGGAAUCUUCCCAGACUAGAAGCUUUUGCCUGGAAAAACUAGAUAAGAUUCAAAGGCAAUCAAGGGGUGGGGUGGACCUUUCUCUCUUAUGUCUAUGUAACGAUUCCAGACUAAUUCCCUACUUGAUCCUUCCUCCUGACUGGGACAGUCUUUCUCCAAUACAUCCCUGCUCUAGCUCUAGGAAUCUAUGUUUGGUUUCUGUUUUAAAACUCUUGCACUUGAGCAGAUGCAGGUUCAGGGUGUAGAAGACAGCAAUAGCCAAAUUGCACACUUGGGCCCCAUAUAGUCUUUUAGCCCUUCACAGGUGCCUGCAACUUUGCUUUUAUCCAUUCCCUCUUAUUUUAACUAUCCAUGACCACUGUUAAUGUCUUUAAGGUCCCUAUUGCCAUCCAGCCCAUAAAUGAAAAUCUUCUCACUGCAGAGGACCAUGGGGGGGGGGGAGCCCUGAAUUACAGUCCCAUGCUUUUUGUUUUGCACCGGCAGCUGCCUAUUGUGAAUAUACAUGUAAAAAUGUCUUUGUCGGUCAUGAAGAAGAUCUGUCCUUUUAAUCCUAGAAGCUCAUAAAUUAUGAAGGACAUGCUGUAGAGACCACUGUGAAGUUCUCCUAGUUUUGUGAAGCAAAGGUAAGGCAGUUGUCUUGAGGACAGAUUAUGGAUAACUUGAAAGGGCAGAUCUGUGGUAAAUGUUGGGGAAAGUUUCUGGGAGAUAUUUGGACUUCAACUUGAAGUUCAUACAUCUUAAAGUUGCCAAGGUUGGAUGGAUUGAAAAAAGCUUUGAUUCUGGAAUAACUUCAUGUAGGCCUUUAAAAUAUGCUAAAAAGAAUCAAAGCUGUCUGCCUCUAGAAAAAAAACCUCAAGUUUGUUUUGGGAUAUUACCUCUUUGAUGGAAGCAUAGACCACAAGAGUUCCAUUUCUUCUCUUUGGCUACUAACUUGAAUAUUUUCCAAUAGAAACAAUAUUGUUCCUAUAUAAUAAGUCACAGCAGCUAACAGCAUCUGUCAAAUUGCCCUUUUGAUCUUAAUCAACUUAAUUUCCUUCCCAAACAUCCAGGUUUCCAUAUUGUUUAGAUUAGUGGUGAAAUCCAAUUUUUUUUACUACCGGUUCUGUGGGCGUGGCUUGGUGGGCAUGGCGUGGCGUGCAUGGCUUGGUAGGCAUGGCAGGGGACAGAUACUGCAAAAUCUCCAUUCUCACCCCACUCCAGGGGAAGGAUAUUGCAAAAUCUCCAGUCCUUUCUGGGGCCAGCCAGAGGUGCCAUUUGUCGGUUUUCCGAACUACUCAAAAUUUCCGCUACUGGUUCUCCAGAACCUGUCAGAACCUGCUGGAUUUCACCCCUGGUUUAGAUGUGAAAGUUCUGGAAUCAAACAUAUACUAGAACUAUUUGGCAUUACUGCUCUUGUCAAGCUUACAGCUAACAAGGAGAAUACAAAGAUACAUAAUCCCACCUCCCAGGACAAACCCAGCAAAUUUAGAAUGCCAACGUAAUUUCUAAUCCCCUCAUCCCUUUCUGUAUUUGGCAUCCCAUCUUUAACAUCACCUAUUUCUUCCUGAAACAGGUUUUGUCAGAAAUAAGAAUUCUUAUUCAUCCGUCACCAAUUAUCAAUUCAUGAUGCAAAUUAUAAGAGCUAAAAGACUCAAUAUUCAUAAUACAUUAAAAUGGAAAUUUACCAGGCACAUAAACUGUAGCCUCUUGCAGCACAACAGUAGGGUUAGCAUCCCAAAAUAUCACUUAUAGUAGGUGCAUGAUCAAUAGUACAAUGAAAUGUCUGCUGGGUUUGUAACAUGAGUACAAAACCCUCAGUUGCAUGUAAUUGCAGAAGUAGAAGAUGCUAGAAAAGUUUUGGUUGCAAACUACAGGUGUUAUCACCUGUGUUCAGAGGUUUUAUGUCUAAUUCUGUCUUUGCACACACACCGAGGCAGCCGUCUUUCUUGGCUUUGUAAUAUAUUUUUAAUCAGGUUUUUUUAUCUUGAUCUUUGAUCUUGAGUCCCUUAGAACACAAAUACCAUGCUUCUCAUCUAUGAAGAUUCUUGGUCAUCCAAGUCAUGGUUGUCCCAAAGGUACUUUUUUCAAAAGGCAACUGGACUUUCUUGAUUUUCCUUGAAGACGUUUCGCUUCCGACAGUGGGGAAUAGAAGGAUUCCAAAGAUGACUGCAAGGAAUAGAAAUCCUUCCAUUCUCCACCAUUCAGUCAGAACUGAAGCAGCUUCUUGGGUGAGAAUGAAAUGUCUUCAAGGAAAAACAAAGAAAGUUGCCUUUUGAAAAAAAAACACUCUUGGGGCUACCAUGCUUCUCAUUCGGCCUUGAUGUGGUGCAUACUGUGGCAUGCGGCCUUGGAAAUUCUGAAAGUUGAAAUCCAUGCAUCUUAAAGGUGCCAAAGUUAAGAAAACAGCUCUCUAGGCUAUGUCACAAGGUUAUCUUAAUCAAGAAUCCAGUAUAGUCAAUUUCAUAGACUCUUGGUCAUUUUCACAACUGUUAGCUUUUUCUGUCUUGGUAUCUGUAGCUUGGUUUCCGCCAGAUAAUCCAAUAAAUUAAGAAGAUCUUAAUGCUUCUCUGAAACACAUUUUUAAAAGGAAUUCAUGGCAAUGGUAAUUGCCUAAAAUUGUCUUAAAAGGACUCAUGGAAAUUAACUGAUUAUUAAGGAAAAGUGUCAGGAGAAUGGACUGGAGAGUAUGUCUUGCAUUCAGUAAGUUUCCUUAUCCUGAAGGAAUAACUUCUAUGCAUAUUCACCCUUGUUCCAUGACAUAUAUUUAAACUGACAAAUUUCUAAACCAUGUUUCCCAUUAAAUGAUUACAAUUUUAUUUUUCACUGUUACCUUUAAAAAUCUGUCCACUUGAGAUUAUUAUUGAAUAUUAUCUUCAUAGGAGAAGAGACACCUCCUCUUCUCCUACGGAAGAUAAUCCUAUUACAAAAUCCUCAUUCCCACUCCACUCUGGGGCCAGCCAGAGGUGCCAUUCUGUCUUCACUUUUUUUCCCCAGAAGGCAAAUAAUGUUGGAGACAAACGAAUUUCUAAUUAAAAAAAAAACAAAGCUUCCACAUUCUCUGCCCUUAAACUUCCCAAAACUGGAGCCAGCCAGCUAUUUCUCCCAGCAUCAUCAAUGUGCCAAGCUAUAAAGAGCUUUUAUAGGUGAAUACCAGCAUUUAAAUAGGAUCCAGAAACUGACAGGAAGGCAGUGAACACUUGAAAAGCAGAUGUAGCCCCUGUAUGCACCAAUGGAAGUUUCUAGAUAGUCUUUCCAGGCAGCCCCAUGUAGAAUCUAUUUCAGUAGUCUCAUGUUAUGGAUGAGGGCAGAUAGGGAUCCUCCUAUCUGAAGUGAGACUGCAAUUGCUCAGCUGAAAUUGAGCAAAGUCCUCCCUGGCCAGGACCUUCAUUUGCUAAUCCAGAAAGAGAAGUCUAAAGGUCCUCAAGUUGUGGAUCUGGUCCCUCAGGAGCUGUGCAACUUUCCCAGAAUUAAGACAAGAGGUCAUAGAGGAACUCCAGUGUUCAAGCAACAUUGUCUGUCUUGCUAGAGUUCAAGUUAAAGCUGAUCUCUUAUAUCCAGAUCUUCACAACCCCUAGACAUCAGGACAACACUUCAACAGCAUUUUCAAUACAGGCCAAGGUCAUGAUGUAUUGUUGAGUAUCAUCAGCCUCUUGAUGAUUCCAGACCUCAAACUGCCAAAUGACCUCCCUAACAGCUUCUAUAAGUGUUAAUAAUGGGAGGAGAUAACUCAACCUUAUAUACAGGGGUAUAUAAAGAGCCACUAAACUGAUCUCUUCCUUCUGGAACUAUCUGUUGAGGAAGGAUUGGAAUCAAUAUAAAACAGUGUCUUCAACCUCCAGUCUCUGCAGCUUGUCCAGAAGGAUGUCAUGGUCAAUGCUAUUGACGGCCACUGAGAACUGCAGUACCUUCAUCCAAAGCCUGACCAAUGCUAUCUCUGUCCUAAACCCGGGUCUGAACCCUGACCUCUUCUCUUUCUCCAUACCUAUUACUUUAUAAAAAGUAGAAUUGUGUAGAGACAUCAGAUGUGUGAAUGCCACCAGCCAAUUUUCUUAAUCCUUAGCAAGUGACAGAGCAAAAACACAUUGAAUUAUAAAACUCUCUGAAUGGCAUCUACAUAAACAUUCAUUACUUUUUGGGAGAUGCAUCUCUUUCUUUACUGCUUUUUUGCAAAAUAAACUGUGGCCUGAAGACUGUCAGGAACUAAAACCAGACGGUAAUUUAAUAUCUUGAGUUUUCUGAGCUGAUUAUGUAUGAUUUGCUUCAUUUGUGACAGAAAGCUGCAAUAUAAUAUAACCAGGAUGUCAAAAUGUGUUUUCUUCUAUAAUCUUUCUGUGUUGAGUGGGAAUGAAGUGGGAAAAAAACCAAGAAUUUUAAAAAGUAAAAGAAGAAGCAAGUAAGGUUUAAAGUUUAGCUGGCAUACUUUAAACUUUCUGUACAGAAUCUUUAAAAACAGGUCCUUUGUAUGAAUUGUUGAAUUUUACAGGGUGGAUACUUUAGUUUUUGUUUUGUUUUGAAUGUCAUAUUUAAAGAAUGAGUCAUUGUAAAGAGGAUGAAUUAAUUAAAUUAAGGGGUUUUUUUUAUCUUUCUCUAACAAAUCAAUCUAAUAUUUUCAUAACCCUCUAUUAGUACAGUUGAAGGAUUUUAUAAAAAGCUGGAAACUUUUUUUUCACCCACAUCCAACAAAAAUAAUCUCUUUUUCAGUAAAUUUCAAAAUGUUUUAUAUCUUUGCAACAAUUCCCCCUUCUAGCAAUCAGCACUGGGUUAAAUUAAAGUGAAGCUGCACCAUGAAACAAGGCUGACAUAUAUCAGGAGCAUCUGCAGAGGAGUAAAAAAAAUCAAGAUGGCAGUCUCAAUCAUAUGACCAAAGUCCUGGGCCUUUGCACUUGUGUUGCAGGCACACAUAAAGGCUGUAGUUUCCAUCACAUAAUUGUGACAGCUAUCUUUACUUUUUUGAAACCCAGCCUCCCAUGGCAAAUGCCCCUUUUGAGAUGUUCUCCAAGCUUCCAACAACCCCUUCUCCAAUCAAAAUAGCUCAUUAUAGUAUUGAUAUAGAGAGACAACUAAUUGUAAAAUAGGCAGCAGCAUUUUUGGUGCCCUGGAAAACUUGUGGUUAAGGACAUUAACAUGGAUUGGCCAUGUGGCAAUAGAACUACAAAGUGGAGGGGCCAGGAAGUUGAUCAUGGCUGAUGCUUCAGAUAGUUGCUACAGCCCACCUGCUGAACCAACUUGCUCUGCACCGCUUCCUGCUCACAAUCAUGAGCUCUUAGUGUGUUGUUCUAUGACAUCUCCACCAUUAGGGUGUCCAUAGGAAGCAGGAAUUCAAAGAAAGUCAGGAUGGUGGCUACAUUUGUCUGGCUGUAGCACUAUCUGUACUUUUUGGCCCACCUGUACAAACAGUAACAGAAGAGACGGAACAGCAUUUUUACAAGGCUUAUGAUGACCCUAUGAUCUGCUGUGCAAUUCAAAUUACAAAUGUUCUUCCUGUCCCAACUUGUUCCCAUCCAUAACACUGCUCCAUAAUUCUAGGUACAUGGAGGAAGAACCUUCCAAAAAACUCUUUGAGCAAGGAUAGCAAUAUGAUUUUUUUUCCUUAAUUAGCUGGGCUCAGGGAAAUUACAUGGUGCCAUAGACUAUGUGUUAUUUCCUCCUCGUUCCUUUGACUAUGAGAUUGCUUUUCAUGAACUCCUGUAUGUCCUUAACCUGACUCCAGUCUGAUGAAGACCUAAGCAAAAGGGAAUUCUUUUAAAGUCUGUCCUUUAAAGUCUCUUUGGUGUCAAUCAGGUAAUUUCACUUCUAUUGAUGAUGUCCUGCUUGGGGAUGUUGACAUUUUCUACAUGAGGAACAAUAAUUGGAGUUUCCAUCCCAAACUACUCUCGGCUGUUAUUGCCUUGUAAAAUAUUGCAGCUUUAAACCAAUGAACCCACUCUCUUCUCAAGGUGCAUGUUCUGAACCCAUUCUGCAUUCUAAACUCAUGGCAAGUCACUUAGCAGUCCGUCCACCAUUUUUUCAGCCAUUCAACUUGUACAGAAAGCAUUUUUAUCGAGAUCUUUGGGGGAGGGGGGAUUAUUUUUUUUAAAGCUUCAGUUCCAUGGCUAAAGGUAGAAUUAGGCUACUUAGCUGACAGACAUUAAAAUAGUUGUGGUAGUUUUUAGACAUUUUAGAUUGCUAGCAAAGAAGAGUUUGAGAGUAAAUGCAUGGUAUUGACAUCUCAUGCCUUAAAUCAUUUCUUUUGCCCACUCUUGGCUUCUCUCUGUCCUUCUGUGUUUUGCAUUCUUGUGGGGUUUUUUUUUUCAGUUAUUGAUAUAUACAUGGAAUAUAGCAAGAGGACAAAACCUGAAUAAGCACUGAUUGUGGGAAGGUGUUUCAUUACAGUUGUAUUGUACAAUUCAAUGUCUUGCUCCUAAGAAUAACUUGCCUUGAUUUUUGUCUGUUUACGGCAACAGACCUCACAAAUGUGUUUCCGGAGCAUUAUGCCCAAUGCCAUUCAGGGUUUUUUGUACUUUUUUAAAGGAGAAAAUGUAUAUAAUGUCAAGAACUUCCCUUUUUUCCCCUGAAUAUUUGAAAUGGGGUAGAGAGGGCACCCGAUGGUACCAGGAUCCAAUGGAGAAAUGUUGCGUUCUAUCCUAAUGGUUCCCUCUUCUGAUGAUUACCACAAUCGAAAAAGUGUGAUCGUUUACAUUUGAAGGAACCAUAGUUCCUGGGUUGACUCCAAACAGAGUCUGCAGAGACUAAAAACCCGAGAACUUGCGAAUCAGUGACUUUGAAUGAAAAGAAAGCAAACUGGAUGGACGUACCCCGGACUUACUUUUUUGAGUCUCUUUUUCUCUCCACUGGAAAGGCCCUGUUUGAAGACCUGAUGCUUUCAAGUUCUUGGUUUUCCAAUGGUGAAAUAUUGUGAACUGUUUUUAUUGCCCGUCGUCCUCUCCACCCAAUCCCGACCAGAUGAGAUCUGUAACAUGCAGCAAGAAGAAUUUGUAUACGUGAUAGCUUUGCUCUCAAUAUUUGUUAUGCAUUGUUUUCCCCCCCAUCUCAAUGUACAUUGGCAACGUGUGUGUAAUGUCAUCUUCCAAAAUAAAAUUUGGUUUCAAUACUUAGGUGAAGAAAGA